GAGAUCUUACCCAUCAAAGUCAAGCAUCCUGUAUCAUAGGAUCAGUUGAAAUUGAAACGAGCGUGGAAGAUUCAUUUUAAAAAAAAAAAAAUUCUUUGACGUUUCUGGAGUGUUGGAGUGUUCUAAAUAAUGAAAACUGGAGACAGUAUCGAGCGUGUUCAUUGGCUCACUGGCCUGUUCAUGAACUUUAAUUUCUGAGCUUAUCAACAAAUUUUGGUUGUGUUGGACAAUUUUUAAAAUUCCGUGGAUGACGAUUCAGGUCUUUUGGAAAAAAAAAGGAAUUUGUAAAACAUGAAAUCAGCAAGGGAAAACAAAAUAAAUUAAUGCAUUCACUUUGUCAACGUGUUAUGUUUUGGGGGAAAAUAUAGUUUUGAUAUCUUUAACGAAAAGAAGGAAAGAUAUAAAUCAAAGCAACUACGCUCAGUGAAUCACAAUGAAGAAUGGAAAAAUUGACGGUGUCGUUGAACAAGAAUCUAGGAACCAUUGGACCCAGAUCCCUCCUAAGAAGACGUGCUUCGCCAUAUCUUUGGCUUACACGCUGGUGUACACGGCAUUCGAAGCUAUCCAGAACCUGCAGGUGAGUGGAUCGGAUGAUGCAUGUGAAUCGGAUGUACGGUUGCAAAAUAGGGUUGUGUUAUCUAAACGUAAUCUCCUUGUGUGUAGCGAGGCAUGGGGGGGGGGGGAUUCCUGAGCUACUUACGCCGGGAGAAUCAUGCACUGUCAUUGGUGAAGAAGGAGAGAGGGUGGGCGUAGGGGCUGUCCAUCCCGGGACUCAUUUUUGUGUGUUUUUUUUACUGAUCUAGAUUCGGAAAUGAGGGGGUGGGGGUGCUUUGAAAACUAAAUAUCCUCACCAGGAAACAAUGUUCAAGUAAUUACCAGAUUCGCUAAAACUACUAUAUCUAUUUUAAAAAUUAUUACAUACUGAAACCUCUUUGAGUAUCUAAAUUCUCUCUUUUUCUUUAAUGUUAAGGACACUUUGCAUUAGUAUGUUAUCGUCCUAUCGUAAUUUUUAAAAAUUAAUUAUAUUAUUCUUCAUCCUCAGAGUAGCAUCAACAGCGGGGGGAACCUGGGAGUAACGUCCCUUGCCAUCAGCUACGGGGUCGUGUUGAUCUCGGCCCCUCUCAGUCCUUACCUCAUCCGGGUGUUUGGCAUCAAGAACUACCUCCUGGCUGCAUGGGUCGCCGUCGCGCUCUACUGCUCCUGCAACUUCUACCCGGCCCUGGCCACUUUCAUACCAGCCUCCAUCUUAAUGGGCGUGGCCAUGGGGGCCCUGGGUAUGAUCAUAGGGCUCUACCUUUCCGCCGCCGGCAAAUCGUACGUGCUCUUGAACAAUCUGAGGAGCGACCGCCUACACAGUGUCUUGAGCCUAUUCAACGGGAUCUUCUUCAUGAGUUUCAAGUCCACGCAGAUCACAGGCAACUUGAUUUCGUCUGUCGUUUUGUCAUCGUCCCCUUACAACAGGUCGACGAGUGAGAACAACGUCUGCGGGGCUGUGGUGUGCAGCGCCACUUGGGAUAACUCGACUGUAGAAAUCGAGUUACCCGAAAAGGAUGUCUUGUACAUUCUCGUUAGCGUGUUUCUCGCGUGCAUAGCAGCCGGGUUUGUGGUGACGCUCUUGCUGUUGCCGAAGUUGGAUGUCUACGCCGACGAACCGGAAGAGUGGGCGGCUCUGAAUGACGGAAGUGAGACGAAGGAUCGGCGCGUGGCGAAGAAGAGCGUGCAGAGGAAACACGCCCUGGAAAACGCGAAGAGCUGUAUCGGACUGCUGAGGAGCUCUUACGUCUUGCUGGUCCCCCUCUUUAUGGCCCAGGGGAUGUCUGUGGUCGUGCUGUUUACAGGAUACACCCAGGUUGUUAGAGUCUGUGGUUUGUAUCGACUCAAAGGUGGACAUUUUAGUGUAGAAAAUCGUUUACGACAACAAACAACAACAACAAACGGCAAGGGGUUGGGGUAUUUAAUUAACUACAAGUGAACGGGAUAAAAGCAUUUUUUUGUUUACAAAUUCAUAUCCAAUAUAAUCAAUAUCUUUCCCGUGAAUAUAAAUUUUAAACGUAUUUGAUGCUUUUAAACAUACUUUCUUGAACUUUUAAUAUUGUAGUUUUGGUCCAUGUGUCCUAAGUUUAAAUGGAAAAAAAAACGAAGACAGGCUGUUAAAACUGUGAGUUAUUUUAUUAAUGUGUUUAUCUUCUGUUAUUUUAUUUCAAAAGUAUUCUACUUGUGGGGUAAAAACAAAACAGGUAUGACGCUCUUGGACGUUAUGUUGAAAUUUCGGGACCACUGUGUUUUGAAUCAGCAAUGAUUUGAAUUGUGCUUUAAAAAAUGAUCAAAAUGUAAUAUUUUACUGUGAAAAAGUAGUUAAGCGAUUUCUGUUUGUGUUAAGUAGUCAAAAACGAUAUACAUUUAAAAAAACAAACAAUUUAGGCUGAAGAAAAAUGAAGACAAUUUUUUACUAGGAAUAGAUCUUACAUUUUUGUUUCUCACGUUCAUUUCUCUCUCAUCUCUCUCCCCCAGGGUUUUGUCAGCUGUAGUGCUGGAAUCCGCUGGGUCGGCUACACGAUGAUCGCAUACGGAGCUUCCAGCAGCCUGGUCGCGCUCUCCUUGAACUACCUGGUGCGCUAUUUGAACAGGUCGAUCCUGUUCGUCGCCUUCAUCGGCACGGAUAUCGGUUUAGCCGUCGCCAUGCUCGUCUGGAGACCUGAUUCGGGCACGCAUUUCGGCAUGUUCUUCAUCAUCCCUGCACUGGCCGGUCUAACGGAGGGCAUUUCGCAGCCACAGUUCAAUGGUGAGAUUAAUUCUGAUAGAAUCAAGUAUAAAGUAGUAAAAAGUUAAAGUAUUGCUUAAUUGACCUACUCAUAUGGACCCGUUAGUGCUAUCUUAUAGCUGCAUAGACCACUGAUUCUCCAAGUAGUGGCGCAUUGUAAAGGUCCCCUAGUUGCCGGUGUUAAAAAAAUUAAAAUGUGUUUAGAUCUAAAAAUAGCAAUCAUAAAUUAAAUAAACUGGACAUUCGGUCACACGUGAAUUGUGGAUAAUUCCAGCAGAUCCGUCCCAAUGAGAUAUUUGAGGUGAACAGGUGUAUAUAACAAUUUUUAAAAAGUGGGGUGUUAAUGAGGUGAGAGAGAGACAGGAUAAUAUAUAUAUAUAUAUAUAUAUAUAUAUAUAUAUAUAUAUAUAUAUAGAUAUAUAUAUAGAUAUAUAUAUAUAUAUAUAUAUAUAGAUAUAUAUAUAUAUAUAUUAUAUAAAGAAAGGGGGCUGGGGUUGCCUGAUUUUGUUAAAAUAUUUUUUACUGGCGCUAAUAUAGGGUACGUCCAAAUUUGUGUAAAACAGAGUAGCGUGCCCAUGGUUUCCACCUACUUUUACCACUUUGGCUUUGAGUCCAAAAAUCAUGUGUGUUGGUUCUAAACUCGAAUGCAGGAAGUUAUGUAGGCUUAAUUAAAACAUGCCCAAUAAUAGAGUUUUUAAAAUAAAAUUUACACUGUUACUCUGAAUAAUAUAUUUCCUCUCAAUUCACGAUCAAGUCACUGGUACUUGUUUACAUAGCCAAACCAUGACAACCGCAAAUGAUAUGAAAGCGGAAAUGAUAAUCACCAACCCAUUAUGCAUUUUUCACUUCAAAAAUAUAUUUUUUUUCCUUCGUGAUCGUACCCCAUAACAUGGCUAGGACUACUGUUUUUUUUUUUUAAUGUAUCAAAUAUAUGAAUAACCUACAAAAUAAAAAAAUAUAUUAAAAAACCAACUCUACUUUUUUAAACACCAUUUAUUUAUCCAUUGCAUUUUGUUUGUGUGGGAAUGUGUGGGAAUGUGUGGGAAUGUGUGGGAACGAUUUCUUUCAUGUGAGUUUUAAAUUUUAAAAAAUCUUUCAGCUCUGAUCUCAACGGUAUUCAAGAAGAAUGAACCCCAAGCGUUCGCCUGCUUCCAUCUGUCCAAAUGCAUGGCGUUUGCCCUGUCCCUAGCGCUGUCCGGCGUCGCCUGCCUGUACCACAGACUUUACUUGACCCUGGCGCUGUACAUUCUUGGCUUUGCUGGGUAUGUCGUGUUCGAAGUGCGUGAAAGGAGAAAAAAACAGUCGGUUGGAGAAAACGAAACCGGAAGUCUCCGGAAGCCAUGAUGAAUGACACGUGAUGCAGUAGCCAUGCCACAUCCAACGAAGUAGCGUUGACACUCUUGCAGUAAAUCUCAGUAAAAUACGAGAGUGUCUUCUUACACGCUAUAGUAGUGAGUAUUGGCUGUUAAAUUGGGUUUUUAUUCAUUUACUACAAUAGCUUUUCCCAUUUAACUUGGCAUGGCCAUUACUGCUGUCGGCAUGGAUUCGAUGAGCACCCCCCCCCCAUUUUUUUUCUCCCCCACCUUUUACAAGCAUUCCCCACAUCAUUGAAAGAUUAAACAUAAAUCACCAAUUCCAUUAGAAAAGGAGACAUUAAAAAAUAAAAGUAUUUGCAUUCUGAACUUGGAUUAGUGAAGUGGAUGUAGUUCAUUUUACUCGGGUCCAAUCACGCGGUCUUUGAGGGCGAAAAAAUCUAGGGCCUCGUUUUGAAUAUGGCGACAUGCGUGUCUAUGUCAGUGUUAAGAAAAAAAAUGUUGCACGGUAAGAGUACUAAUAAAUAUUAAUGCACAA
Molecule: messenger RNA, 4612 nt
Organism: Lymnaea stagnalis (great pond snail)
Lineage: Eukaryota; Metazoa; Mollusca; Gastropoda; Lymnaeidae
Source: the annotation of a GenBank genome assembly